Messenger RNA from Sphaeroforma arctica JP610, 717 nucleotides. RefSeq lists its product as hypothetical. NCBI's taxonomy places the organism in Eukaryota, Ichthyosporea, Ichthyophonida. The record is from RefSeq and is a predicted model, not a curated record. The transcript is spliced from 7 exons. Gene Ontology annotation, molecular function: glycosyltransferase activity. Bases 1 to 717 code for a protein of 238 amino acids.
AUGCGGGGCGAAGGAAAUGCUGCCAGGCCAAGGGAUCACAAAGUGUUCUUCGCUGGCAAUCCGAAAAGCCAUGCCACCAGGCAGGCUAUUUUUGACGAGCUGAAAGAGUCGCCGCUGUUUAAUCUGCACGGAAAGGCAUUACUUCCGGAACGAUACAUCUUCGCCCUGAAACGACACACGUAUUGCUUGCACUUGCCAGGACAUGCGACGUGGAGUCCUCGGCUGAUCGAGUAUAUCUGGUUCGGAUGCAUACCGGUGGUGGUGGGCAGUGAAUACUUCUUGCCACUCAGCGGGAUGGUGGACUGGCGCUUAUUUAGUAUCGGCAUCGGCAUUGAAGAGAUAUCGAAUCUUCCGGAGCUGCUGCAAACCGUAUCCAAACAGAGACAGCAGCAUCUACGCAAUAAUUUACAUAAGGUGGCCCCCCUUUUCAUGUACCACGCGAAACCGAGAUUCGGCGAUGCAUUUUACGCCACGCUCUACCAACUGUACAGAAGGUCGCGAUUUAUCCAACGAGGCUUAACGAAAACUGAUCUCUACGAGUUCAGGCAUAUUGCGCGUCAGCAAGCCAAGCCAUAUGGUGCCCCCCAUGGUGGAUUGGUAGCGUCAUAUGCUUACGCUCCUGUGUGUGAUCUGAGACUAUCCUGGGUAUACCAAACCAACGAUGAAUGCAAGAAGGGCGGAAAACCUUACUCUAUCACAGGUGCCGGGUGCUCUUGA